AUGAACAGACUGCAGCGGAAGCACUUCACGAGGCACGGGAUGCAUCUUCACACUAGAGGGAAGUGGCAGCUGGCCAGACUCGUCGUGGAGGCUCUUGGCGGGUUGAGCGUCUCGCCUGCUGCGGCCAGGAAGGCUGAGGUUGUUCCUGACACCCUCAUUGCUGUCCCACCAAUGCUGCCGCCGCCGCCGCCACCAUCGUCACUGCCGCCGUCACUGCCACCCCCGCCGCCGCCACCACCGUCGCUGUCGCCGUCACUGCCACCGCCGCCGCCACCGCCACCGUCACCGCCACCGUCAGACUCUAUACAGUUGACUCCAGGGCCCCCGAUGCCGACUAUAUCUUGUGACGACGCCGUGAAGGAAGAUGAAAGAAACGGGCCCUGUUGUCCAUUCUGCAGCUUCAAAUUUACAAGAGCAAAGAAUUGA
Homalodisca vitripennis (glassy-winged sharpshooter) is the source of this 426-nucleotide messenger RNA. RefSeq names its product proline-rich receptor-like protein kinase PERK2. The transcript has a single exon. NCBI's taxonomy places the organism in Eukaryota, Metazoa, Arthropoda, Insecta, Hemiptera, Cicadellidae. Bases 1 to 426 code for a protein of 141 amino acids. The record is from RefSeq and is a predicted model, not a curated record.